GUUGGGUCCGCCAUUACCAACAUCCCCAGUACCGCCAAAAUAAUGUCAUCACUAACAUCAGCCGCUUUUAACAUUAGUGAAGAACUAAGACGACAACUUGAACAUGAUUACAAAGAAGUGCUUCUUAAGAUCAAGAGGGGCUUGACGGAAGAUAGUGAAAAAGAGUUUCGAUUCUACUACACCGUCUAUGCAGAAACUAGUGACACUCUGGAACUUUUUCGCCUAUUAGAAGAUGCCCGAGAGAUUUCUUGGGAAGACGUGAGCUCGCUUAAGAACGGUUUGCGUGCAGUACAAAGAAAGGACCUUAAAAAAAUCUUAUCAGAAUUUGAAAAAAAGAGAAAUCUGACUGCUCUGGUAUAUAUGUAUGCAAGAAAACGGCAGGGCUUUGAGGAUUCUUCUUCUUGCUUCAAUUCGGUCGAACAGGCAGCUACGUAUCUCACAAAAACGACAGCGCAAGGAAUUUCUGCCAAUGGGACCUUAAAAUCAUUGCUGGAAUCGAGAAAGAGUAUCAAGAAAGUCAUAGGCGAGUUCGAUGAGGUGAUCAAACGCAAACGUUUGGAUCCGUGGAGUCAGCUUACUCUUUUGGUUGAUAUUGCUGGAGAAACCGUCGCUGAAGCCUUUGUAAUGAGCGAAGAACGUCGUCUCACGUCUGAAGAAAUCGGUAAAAUGUGUAGAAGCGCCGCUGAUGAGCUUUACUGUCGAAUGCCAGAACUGGGGACCUGGGUAAGUUGACGAAUAAGAAAUUAAAUCAUAAGAUUUUAGUUGGCAUGAUUGUAAAUGGCGUUGUAUUCGCGAUCAUAGGCGGAAGCGGAAAAUUCAUUAUAAAGCAUUGCCAAAAGAGAAACGCUCCGCUAGAGUAAGGAAAUUCGUUUCCUAUUGAAUUGUUCAGAGUAAUGUUUUAGACUUCACAGACUUGCCACAAGUAUGAUAGUCAUGAUUUAGUAUCAAGAAUCCCUCUCGUGAUUUAUCUGAUGCCAAACAGAUGCAAAAAUCUUAAAGAUACGAAGACUUCUUGUUUGUCUACCUGUACUAGUAGCCUGUAGGAUAACAAAGUCGAGAUUUCUUGCAUCAUUACAUGUGAUUCGGGCCCUUAUUGUUUGAAUUUUAUCACAUGUAUUCCAAUCCACAACGCUAAGAAAAAAAAAUCAUGAUCACACGAAAUAUUGAUUCAAAAAGCUCCCUUACCUUUAGUUCAUAGCCACUCUGUGUCCUACGGCCGCUUUUUUUUCUUAGCGUUGUAGAUUCGAAUACAUUUGAUAAAAUUCCAACGAUAAGGGCCCGAAUCACAUGUAAUAAUGCAAGAAAUAUUAACCUUCGUUAUCUUAAAGGCUACUAAUACAGAUAGACAAACAAGAAGACUUCGUAUCUUCAAGAUUUUUGCAUUUAUUUGGUAUCAGAUAAUACACUAAUAAUUCUAGUAUAUUCCGACCAAAUGACCUCUGAAGCCCGAACCCAAACAUAGUGUGCUUGGGCUGCCUGUGAUUGGGUUGGAGGCGCCUACCGACAUCGAAACCUACUUGUUUUUGUUGUAUAUUGUUUUUAUAAUUAUUCUGAUAAAGUAAGGCCCGGUUCAAACGUCGGACUUUACAUGUGCCGAACCUAAUACCCAUUUAGGUCGAUGUUCGACUGUUGAUUCAGACGGUCGAACUUUACAUGUGCCGAACCUAAUUCGUGGCGAAAAAAAAAUAUCAUCCUUACUGCUUAAAAUAGGAAAAUAUACUGAAAAAAAUAAAAGUCACCAAGCCAGGAUAUUCUUGUUUUGAUUUUAGUGUGAUUUGUGAUCUGUUGUGGCAAGGAGACAGCUGAGGAGAUCGUGAUCGUGAUAUUUGGACUAAAUAAAGUAACGCCAUAAAUUUUAAGAUACAUAACGAUUUUUUUAUGGAUAUAAAGAAAAGCAACUUUUUAAAAGACUGUUUUAAGCUGUCCAGUUUCAGUCUAAAAAUCUGCAACGUGAAUGCUGGUAACCGUUGUUACGCUUCGUUACGCUUCUGUGAGUUCUGUCCACAAAGGGGCGAAAACCCAUUGAAUAGCAAAUCAGAAGCGCGGUUAUAUUGAAAAAUACGUUAAGAUAAUUUAUGGAUGUGAAGUUCGACGUAUGAAUCGAAGUCGAUCUUUUGCCGUUCUAUUCGACAAGCUCAGUCGAGUAGAACGGCAGAGUCGACCCAAAUACAAAAGUGCAAUCCUAAUAGAUGGUUUUCACUGUGACGUCAUCAAAUUGUAAAGUCAAAAUAGCGAGGUUUUACGAAUUCUUAUUUACACUAGAUUGAAGAUAAACAAAAAGGAGAUCUUUGUACAAGUUUCCAUUUCCGUAGCAUGUUUUAUUUCGAAAAUACAGCAAGUUGAACUUCCGAGUUUUCACAGUGCGUGACACCAAAAUAGGAAUGCUGUCUCGUUGAAAAAAAGUCUGUUCUCUUGAUUUUCAGCAAUAUAACCACUUCAAGUAUUAGAGGAUAUGUUUCUGCGUACGUACGCUAGUUCUCGAGUGAAAAGAAAGAGCUUUUGUAGAAAAAGUAAACUCCAGAUGUUUUCGUUGAUUUCCGGCGGCCAUAUUGGUGCACCAAAACGGUCCACCAAUAUGGCGUCUCCAUACAGAGCUCUACAAAGGUGCGUGAAACGUUUCGCCAAAUAACUCAGAAACUAUGGGCCACAAAGACCUGAGACUUGGACAAAUUGUUUAUAUAUUAGUCUUUUAUAACUUUCAUUUU
Messenger RNA from Porites lobata, 2705 nucleotides. The record is from the annotation of a GenBank genome assembly. NCBI's taxonomy places the organism in Eukaryota, Metazoa, Cnidaria, Anthozoa, Scleractinia, Poritidae.